Chaetomium globosum CBS 148.51 is the source of this 996-nucleotide messenger RNA. RefSeq lists its product as uncharacterized. NCBI's taxonomy places the organism in Eukaryota, Fungi, Ascomycota, Sordariomycetes, Sordariales, Chaetomiaceae. The record is from RefSeq and is a predicted model, not a curated record. The transcript has 5 exons. The coding region runs from base 1 to 996 and encodes 331 amino acids.
AUGAGUAUGCCUGCUGCGACCAGUGAUACCAGCGGCAUCCUGGCCGCGGGAAUAACGCUGUCCGUGUUCACCACCGGCAUCGUCACCGUGCGUCUCGCAGCCAACCUGCACCAGACCGGGAAGCUCCAAGCAGAUGACUCCGAAGGCGAAGGCUUCGCCGAUUUAGACCCACGCCCGGCCAUCCGUCGCGUCGCUCAGUAUGCCGAAGCUGGCAUCUUCCUCUCUGGCUUCUCUCUAUGGACGGCGAAGCUACCGGUACUCGUGCUCCUAGCACGCAUAUUCGGAAUAUAUCGCGGCGUCCGCAUCUCGUCCAUCAUCACCGCCAUUGUCCUGGGCAUGGCCGUCAUCGGGGCCGAUAUUUACAACGCCGUCAUCUGCUGGCCGCCCUCGAUCGAUGACGACCCGGCCGUCUUCCUGGGCUAUGUAGCUAAGUGCACCGAGGCCAGUUCCUUGACGGGGGUCAUCCUGGCCCCUAUUGGACUCGCUGCCGAUAUCAUCAUUUUUAUUCUGCCCAUCCCAGUCAUCCUCAGACUGCAACUCUCGACGGAGAAGAAAAUCGGCCUGGUGGUUGUGUUCUUGUUCGGUCUUGUGGCCAUUGCGGGCACCGCCGUCGCCAUGAAAUUCAAAAUCGAUUCCAGGUCGGGCCAUGCCACGGAUGUUCAGGUUGCUAUGAUCUUGACCCUCCUCGAGACCACCAUCGUCAUCGCCGCUGGUUGCGUCCCUGCCGUGAAGGCCUUCUGGGCCGGCUUCAUCAUCGGAUCCGGCUGGUACUCGCGCCUCACUUCUCUGCUCUCCACCUCUGGCCGCAACACCAGCCGUGGCACAGGGAGGUCUACAAAGCAAUCCCAGGACUCGCUUCAGAGGGAUGGAAGCAGCACCGAGAACUUCAAUGACUACUACCAGCUCGAGGAGCAGAAUUCCGUGGGGAAGUGGCCGCAUGCCGUAGCGCAUCCAUAUCAUGUGGGAGUUUCUGGCGGCCAGCCACCUCGAUAUUGA